Molecule: messenger RNA, 1746 nt
Organism: Ylistrum balloti
Lineage: Eukaryota; Metazoa; Mollusca; Bivalvia; Pectinida; Pectinidae
Product: solute carrier organic anion transporter family member 2B1-like
Exons: 10
Coding region: 1-1551 (516 amino acids)
Biological process (GO): transmembrane transport; sodium-independent organic anion transport
Cellular component (GO): membrane
Source: RefSeq, a predicted model, not a curated record
AUGUAUGGCAUUUCCGGUGUAGUUUGUAGCAUACCUCAUUACAUCACUCCAAACAUUGACGAUUUGUACGUCACUUCCAGUAAAGCAAUAGAUGUUUUAUUACCGACAAACAUUAAUAAAACCGAGACCAGUAACAUGCCUUUAUGUGUCCCAGAAAUGUCAGCAGAAAUUAACAACUUAACGACAUGUGAAGAUAAUAAAAGAAAAGAGAUUUUUAAAACGGUAAGCCCAGAAUUUAAAACAUUAUCUAUUGUAAUAAUCGCAAUCGGCAUGAUGGUUCAAGGAAUAGGGAAAGCACCAAGAGCCCCGUUUGUGACGGUUUACAUAGACGACAACGUGGAAAAGAGGAAAACCGGGUUUUAUGCAGGAAUCAUAUCGGCUGCAGGUACGAUGGGUCCCGCCCUCGCUUUCGGUCUUGGGGGAUAUUUAAGCAAAAUCUACGUCACAUUAGAGGAUGUAGAGAUGACUCCAAAGGAUCCUCGAUUUAUCGGCGCUUGGUGGCUCGGAUUCCUUGUGUUUGGCCUGGGUUCUUUACUAGUUGCCAUUCCAGUCGUCAUGUUUCCACGUCGGUUCAAGUGGAAUCAAAAGAAGAUAGAGGAGUAUCGAAUGGACAUGCCAAAAGAAAAACCAUUAUUGACAACAAGAGCAAAAGUAAAAGAUCGUGUUUCGUCCUACUGGCGGAUAAUGAAGAACCCUAUUUACAUCAGUAUUUUGGUAACAAAUAGCUGCAUGGUAUGUGGACAGACUGGCUACGUGUCUUUCCUGGCAAAGUACAUACAGACACAGUUCGGAACUCCUCUGUGGCAAUCCAAUCUAAUCCUAGCUGUGACCAAACUUCUAGCCUUAGCCAUCGGAGCUUUCGUCGGAGGAUACUUGACCAGGAAAGUUCCAAUGAUUCCUCGGAACACCUUUGGACUUUUGCUAAUACUCUUCGUUAUACAGAACGUGACAUUUAGCGCGGGAUUCUUCCUUGGUUGUGACCAGCCCAAAGUCGUAGGACCACAAAGAACUUUUUUUCUGGAUCCUGACUUAUGCGUUUUUCAAGAGUCCCUCAGCGGUGGAGGGCUAUAUGAAAACUGCACGUGCAUUGGUAAUGGUGGAACUGCGCGUGCUGGCAUGUGUGAUUCGGAUUGUAAAACCCUCAUCCCCUGGGCGGUCAUUACCUUCUUCGGCUCCAUAGCCUCUAUGGCAAAAGCAAUGCUGAGUUUUAUUGCCAAGAUCAGGUGUGUAGAGGACCGAGAUAAGUCCACAGCUAUGGGAGUGCAGUCCUUUUGUCUCUCGCUUCUAGCUUUCUUACCUGCCCCGAUUCUGUUUGGUUUGGUGAUCGAUACAACUUGCCUUAUAUGGAUGAAAGGAUGCAGUGGAACCGGCGCGUGCCUAUUUUAUGAUAUCAUCGACUUCCGGGUCAAAAUUCAUCUAUUUAGUAUGAUGUUUUACACCAUCGCUUCAGGAUCCACCCUGUUUGCGUUUUUUAAAACCAGAAAAUGGAAAACAUGGAGACCACGUGGUAGUAAAAAGGAAACAUCAGUUCUGUGUGUAUCUGCAAAAUGAGGAAACAUUUCACAAGAAUUACAAUCCGUAUCAUUAUGAAUGUAUCUUAACGAUAUUAAGUGGGAAAGUAUAUAUGUAAUUUUAAUACCUAUUAUGGCGUAUCCCACUGUACACAUUGUCUCACAUACUCUUCAGAUAUUCAGAUACAUGUGCUGGUCUAUUUUACAAUAUUAUUAAUAAGAAUUAGAUCAUAAA